GCCUAAGAGGAGUAAAAUGGGAAAAAAAUCUCAAUUUCCCUGAACUUGACAGUUUACACGACUGAGAACCAUUAAUCCGCAGUGGUGUUUCCCAUUUUCUCAAGCGGCAGAGACGCGCCCAGAGAUGGGAAGCUCGAGAACUAUCAUCCCCAAUCUCAAUCUCAAUCUCAACACUACCCGCUGCUUUAAAUGCCUUAAUUUUAGAUUCUCAAUUCAAAGAACUCGAAUACAGCCGCCCCAAACAAAAUCCAUAAUGGCCUUCUCGAUCACUAACAGAUUCGGCAGAAUAGUUUGCUCUGCUGUUGAGGAUGCCACGGAGAAACGACAAGCCGCAGGCGGUAGGAGCACCAAUGGAUUUGGCUCUGAUGGUGAAGAUGAGCUCUAUGCCUCAAAAGAAAAUAAACUGACCAAUAAAGAAUCAGAUGACAGGGAAGGAAAUACUCUGUAUGAGUUUCUUUAUCCUAGUAAAGAACUUUUGCCAGAUGAUAAAGAAAUGAAUAUCUUUGAUCAUUUAGAGGAGCUGCGCCAAAGAAUAUUUGUCUCUGUUUUGGCUGUUGGGGCCGCUAUGGUCGGAUGCUUUGCUAUCUCUAAAGAACUCAUAUUGUUUCUUGAAGCCCCCGUUAGUGAACAAGGUGUUCGGUUUUUACAACUCGGCCCUGGCGAGUUUUUCUUCACUACUCUAAAGGUUUCGGGAUAUUGUGGCCUUCUCUUAGGUAGCCCUGUGCUUCUGUACGAGAUCAUUGCCUUUGUUCUUCCAGGUUUAACAAAGGCAGAGAGAAGAUUCCUUGGACCCAUUGUGCUAGGAUCGUCUGUUCUUUUCUAUGCCGGAAUCGUCUUUUCAUAUUAUGUCCUCACCCCUGCAGCCUUAAAUUUCUUCGUUAAUUAUGCUGAAGGGGCAGUGGAAUCGAUAUGGUCCAUUGAUCAAUACUUUGAGUUUGUGCUUGUUCUCAUGUUCAGCACUGGGCUAUCUUUCCAGGUUCCAGUUGUACAGCUUCUUUUGGGGCAAACCGGUCUAGUUUCUGGAGAUCAAAUGUUAUCUGUUUGGCGGUACGUCAUUGUGGGGGCCGUGGUUGCAGCUGCAGUACUCACACCAUCUACAGACCCGCUCACCCAAGUGUUGCUAGCGGGUCCCCUUUUGGGGCUCUACUUAGGCGGAGCAUGGGCGGUAAAGCUUUCUGGGAAAUAGAUGGACUCAUGGACAUAAGGAGCAGAAGAAAACAUGUUCCUAACAGCCAAAAGAGUCCCAGGCUCAGAUGUGUGUUGCAUAGAAAAACUGGGAUUGAUGACCCAUAGAAAAUAUAUCGAAACACGUAUAGGUUAUCAUUAACUCAGUUAUCAUCAUUAUGUUAUUAACCCACGCCAUGGGGCUUUAUCUGCCCAGAGGUGGUGGAGAAGUAUGUAAAUUGUAAGAUAAUGUGGCUUAGGAAGGGCGUAUCUACACUUUUUGCAACAAAGGCGUCUUCUACUUGCCCUUGGUAGGGUUUGAACCUCCAUCCUGAAUCUCAAAUCAAUGAGACUUUACCC
Messenger RNA from Cuscuta europaea, 1524 nucleotides. NCBI's taxonomy places the organism in Eukaryota, Viridiplantae, Streptophyta, Magnoliopsida, Solanales, Convolvulaceae. The record is from the annotation of a GenBank genome assembly.